AUGGACGUCGCCGACAUCGCCUCCCGGUCCGGCCAGCAGGAGCAGGGGCACCGAACGGUGUCGUCGGAGCCGCCGAAGCGCCCUGCGGGGCGGACCAAGUUCCACGAGACGCGCCACCCGCUGUACCGCGGCGUGCGGCGCCGUGGCCGCGUCGGGCAGUGGGUGUGCGAGGUGCGCGUGCCCGGGAUCAAGGGCUCCAGGCUCUGGCUCGGCACCUUCAACACGGCCGAGAUGGCGGCGCGCGCGCACGACGCCGCGGUGCUCGCGCUCUCCGGCCGCGCCGCCUGCCUCAACUUCGCCGACUCCGCCUGGCGGAUGCUGCCCGUGCUCGCGGCCGGCUCGUUCGGCUUUGACAGCGCGCGGGAGAUCAAGGCCGCCGUCGCCGUGGCCGUCGUCGCGUUCCAGCGGAAGCAGAUCAUUCCAGUCGCCGUCGCCGUCGUUGCGCUCCAGCAACAGCAGGUUCCGGUCGCAGUGGCCGUGGUGGCGCUCCAGCAGAAGCAGGUCCCGCUCGCCGUCGCCGUCGUGGCGCUCCAGCAGCUGCAGGUUCCGGUCGCCGUCGCCGUCGUGGCGCUCCAGCAGCAGCAGCAGAUCAUUCUUCCAGUCGCGUGCCUGGCGCCGGAGUUUUACAUGUCUUCCGGCGACCUGUUGGAGCUGGACGAGGAGCAGUGGUUUGGCGGCAUGGAGGCCGGGUCGUACUACGCGAGCUUGGCGCAGGGGAUGCUCGUGGCGCCGCCGGACGAAAGAGCGGGGCCGGAGCACGGCGAGCAGAGCGGCGUCCAGACGCCACUAUGGAGCUGCUUGUUCGACUAA
Messenger RNA from Triticum turgidum subsp. durum (durum wheat), 810 nucleotides. The record is from the annotation of a GenBank genome assembly. Lineage: Eukaryota; Viridiplantae; Streptophyta; Magnoliopsida; Poales; Poaceae.